This is a messenger RNA of Macadamia integrifolia, 1401 nucleotides long. RefSeq names its product cytochrome P450 87A3-like. NCBI's taxonomy places the organism in Eukaryota, Viridiplantae, Streptophyta, Magnoliopsida, Proteales, Proteaceae. The record is from RefSeq and is a predicted model, not a curated record. Gene Ontology annotation, molecular function: heme binding; iron ion binding; monooxygenase activity. Gene Ontology annotation, biological process: sterol metabolic process. The transcript has 9 exons.
AUGUGGGCAAUUGCUUUAUUUGCUGUAUCUCUACUUGUACUUUACAUUUCACAUUGCGUUUACAGAUGGAGUAACCCCAAGUGCAAUGGCAUCCUCCCACCUGGUUCAAUGGGUUUACCACUUAUUGGAGAGAGCCUUCAAUACUUCACCCCAACAGCAUCAAAUGGCAUUCCACCUUUCAUCAAAAAGAGAAUGGAUAGAUAUGGAACAUUGUUCAAAACUAGUCUAGUUGGUAGACCUGUUGUGAUAUCAACUGAUCCUGAAAUCAACCAUUUCAUCUUCCAACAAGAAGGAAAAUUAUUCCAAAUAUGGUAUUUGGAUACUUUCACUGAGAUCUUUGGGGAACAAAGUCUGGCAGCUGCCCAUGGUUUUGUCCAUAAGUACCUUAGGAACAUGAUUUUGAGCAUAUUUGGUCCUCAAAACCUAAAAGAAAAACUGCUUCCUGAAGUGGAACAGACCACACUCAAGUAUCUAAAGUUAUGGUCAACCCAAGAAGGCACCAUAGAGUUGAAAGAUGCUAUUGCAACUAUGAUUUUUAAUUUUACUGCUAAGAAGCUAAUUAGUUAUGAUGAAGAGGUCUCCUCCAAAAAGGUUAUACACAGCUUUAUAGCUUUCAUAAAAGGUCUGAUUUCAUUUCCUUUGAAUGUUCCUGGUACAGCCUACUACAAAUGUCUACAGGGACAGAAGAAGGUUAUGAAAAUGCUGAAAGAGAUGUUAGAUGAGAGACUUGCAUCACCAGAGAAGCAACAUGGUGAUUUCUUUGAUGUUGUCAUUAAAGAGUUAAAGAAAGAAGGGACCAUCCUUAAUGAAAGGAUCGCUCUACAUUUACUUUUUGCCCUUCUAUUUGCUAGUUAUGAGACAGCAUCUGAGGUUUUAACAUUUGGUAUGAAGAUGCUUGAAGAACACCCUAAGGUCCUAGAAGAAUUAACGAAAGAACAUGAGGAGCUUAUAAGAAGCCGAAAAAAUAAAGACAAUGGAACCACAUGGAAAGAAUAUAAAUCUAUGAAAUUUACAUUCAUGGUCAUUAAUGAAAUGGUUAGGCUUGCAAAUAUUGUCCCAGGGAUUUUCAGAAAAGCAAUGGCUGAUAUAGAAAUAAAUGGAUACAUGAUUCCAGCAGGCUGGGCAGUUAUGGUAUGUCCUCCGGUUGUUCAUCUGAACUCGAAAAAGUAUGAUGAUCCCCUUGCCUUCAAUCCGUGGAGAUGGGAGCAUAUGGAAGCAAAUGCUGGGUCUAAGAAUUUCAUAGCUUUUGGUGGUGGUCCAAGAUUUUGUGCUGGAGCUGACUUUGCCAAGUUGCAGAUAGCCAUCUUUCUUCAUCACUUGGUCACAGGUUAUAGAUACAAAGAGUCUAAUAUAUCAUUUUAAAAUUUUAUUUUUUAGGUGGAAAACAAUCAAAGGAGGUGA